GACCGUGACAGAGAGAAGAGGGAAAAGGAGAAAGAGAAAGAGAGGGAUAGAGACAGGGAGAAGGAGAAGGAGAAGGAACGUGAUAGAGAUAGGAAGAGUAGAGAUCGGGAUAGAGAUAGAGAUAAGGAGCGAGAGAAGGAGAAAGAUAGAGAGAGGGAGAGGUCAAGGAGGAGCCGUAGUCGCUCGAGGAUUGAGCGAGAGCGAGAGAAAGAGAUGUUGAGAGACAGCGAGCGUGACUUUGAAUCACGGGACAGCAGAUGGAUUGUUUCCACAUCUUAAUGGGCUAACAAUGCGGAAACCCUUCAAGGCUUGAUUGAAGAAGUGGCUUAUUCCCACAUAUAUUGAGUAUGAUAAGGUUGGCAACGCAUAUGGUGUGAGGCUGUAUCAGUUUUUCAACCUUUUCUUCUGUUCGAAGACGAAAAUACAUUAACCCUAUAUGUGAUUCUUUUUUGUGAAAGCAGGGAAAAGUCUCAAAAUUUUGGUGCUGGGCAGCGAAUAAUGUCACAACACAUACUGCAUUCAUAUUCUUAACUUGAAGUUUAUACUUGGAGAUGCUUCAAAAGUUCAAAUUAUCUUCUAGAAUUUGCUCUAUUUGUACUUGUUUUCUUUUUCUCUGGGAAUGUUGUGUUUUACUGGUGGUUGGAAUUCUAUUUGCUUCCUGUUUAGAUAUAAAAGACGAAACUCAUUUGGGGUCCUUGAGCAUUUAUGAGGAGAUCGUGCUAUAUUCGGCUAAACAAGUAGAUAAAUGAAGUUUGCAUUUUCAAGUAGCCUAUCGGCCUAUCCAAAACUUUAGAAUCUUGUUGACUUCUUCCACAUUUGUCUCGAAAGGGCUUGCCUUGAUGAUCUAUCCUGCUGCAGUAGCUACUCCAUCUAAUUGUAAAGAGGUGAAAUUUAGCACAGCAAGGGAGGCUUUAGAGGAUGAUGAUUCAUCAUGUCAUAAUGUAAUUUGUAGCAUGUCCAUGUAUUUAUGCAAGUUUGGUUGAGCUUUGAUGUUUAUAGUAGUUGAUUAUCUUCAAUGUAGCAGGUGCUACAUAAAGUACUUGAAAUGAAAAUCCACUCCCUACUAUGUGCAACUUAAAUUUUACAACCAGUGCCUCAUACUUUUUCGUUCUUUACUAGCCUUGAGAUUAAUGUGAUUUAGAGGUUGAUUUGCUUCAAUAUGUUCUAUAGUUUGUGACAUAGGAAAGUGAAGGGUCUGCAUGAGCUCUAGCUGGUUAAUGAAGUCAUGUUUAAAAUAAUUCCUUGCUAUGAUCUAUGCCAUACAGAUUCUCAUUAUGGUCUGAGUCAUUUAUACAGGAGAUUCAAGGAGAAGAAAGAAAAAAUAGAACCAGAAGCUGAUCCAGAAAGGGACCAGAGAACUGUUUUUGCUUACCAGAUGCCCUUGAAGGCGACUGAAAGGGAUGUGUAUGAGUUCUUCUCACAAGCAGGAAAGGUGAGGGAUGUGCGGUUAAUCAUGGACCGGAAUUCAAGGCGAUCUAAAGGAGUUGGGUACAUUGAGUUUUAUGAUGCUAUGUCCGUGCCAAUGGCUAUUGCUUUAUCUGGUCGCUUGCUUUUUGGCCAACCAGUAAUGGUCAAACCUUCUGAAGCUGAAAAGAACCUUGUUCAGUCAACCGCAUCUGGUGGUGGAUCAGGGUUGGCGGGGCCAAAUGCUGCCUCAGAAAGAAAACUUUAUGUUGGAAAUCUUCACUUUAACAUGACAGAAUUGCAGCUUAGACAGAUUUUUGAAGCUUUUGGGCCAGUGGAGCUUGUUCAAUUACCUACAGAUCCUGAAACAGGACAUUGCAAAGGAUUUGGGUUUGUCCAAUUUGCUCAACUUGAACAUGCUAAGGCGGCUCAAAGUUUGAAUGGUAAGCUUGAGAUUGCCGGUCGGACCAUCAAGGUUUCAUCCGUUACUGAACAUGUUGGAGUACAAGAUGCUGGAGCUAAAACUGCAGACUUUGAUGAUGAUGAAGGGGGUGGCCUGGCAUUGAAUGCUCAGUCAAGGGCCAUGCUUAUGGCAAAAUUGGACCGCAGUGGUGUUGCUUCAGGUGUUGCGGGUACACUAGGUGUUCCUGCAUUUAAUGGAGCAGCUCAGCCAGCAAUGAGCAUGCCAAUGGGUGGGGCAACAGCUUUUCCGAAUAUGCUCCCAACACAACUCAUUGCUUCCAUGGCUCCCGAACCCAUUGGAAUUCCCAGCGAUUGUUUGUUAUUAAAAAACAUGUUUGAUCCUGCAACUGAGACGGAGCCAGAAUUUGAUUUGGAUAUUAAAGAUGAUGUGAAGGAGGAAUGUUCGAAGUAUGGCAGGGUCAAGCAUAUCCACGUGGACAAGAACACCUCUGGUUACGUGUACUUGCAGUUUGAUAGUGUUGAGGCUGCAUCUCGUGCUCAACAAGCCAUGCACAAGAGAUGGUUUGCUGGCAGAUCGAUUUCAGCCAUCUACUUGCAACCAUAUGAAUAUGAUGCCAAGUUCAAAGGUACAGGCUAAAUGGUUUCAGAAGGGGGCCAUCUAAAAUGUCUGAAGACUGCUGAUUUGUUUAUUGUAAUUGCAGAACUGCAGCUAGCUGAUUUUGUAUUUAAGUUGGGAUCUUAGUGAUACCAAGACUCGUUAAAGUUCUGUAUACUCGGACAGAUGAGGUUAUAGGUGUUAUUGUGAUGGAAGUUGUGUAAUUUUGACACA
Molecule: messenger RNA, 2656 nt
Organism: Solanum verrucosum
Lineage: Eukaryota; Viridiplantae; Streptophyta; Magnoliopsida; Solanales; Solanaceae
Exons: 14
Coding region: 1226-2464 (412 amino acids)
Biological process (GO): mRNA processing
Cellular component (GO): nucleus
Molecular function (GO): RNA binding
Source: RefSeq, a predicted model, not a curated record